This is a messenger RNA of Acanthocheilonema viteae, 1170 nucleotides long. The record is from the annotation of a GenBank genome assembly. NCBI's taxonomy places the organism in Eukaryota, Metazoa, Nematoda, Chromadorea, Rhabditida, Onchocercidae.
AUGAAUAGGUCAGAGAAAUAUGCGUGCGACACGUCGCCUAGUACUUAUACGAAAAGUUCUUACAUUACGCCUGUGGAUGCAUUACAUCUUAGUCAGCAGUGGAAGAUUGAGAACUUCACAACUCUCGUGAAACUUGCUCUACCAGGGAAUUGCUUACGAACAGGUUUAUUCCGUCACCCGCAACUUCCAGAAGCCUUCUGGCAACUGUGUCUAUAUCCAGGAGGAAAACGAGCUGAGAAUGCAAAUAACGUUUCAUUAUUCUUGAAAAUGUCUUCCACAUCACCAACCAAAGAGGUACGUAUUAAGGUGGAAUAUCGCUUUCAUUUUUUAAACGACAAAGGGGUGGCGCUAUUCAGCAAUGUUAAUGUUGGUGAAUUCCAUGCCAAACCUCCGAAAGGUGGACAUUCCUGGGGUCUACGCAAUAUCCCCAAACAGAAGAUUCUGAACUGUGUGCGAGAUGAUGGUUCACUUGUUAUAUCAUGUCAUAUUGAAUUGCUGCCGGACAUCAACCGUACUCAGUGUUACAAUUCUUGGAAAUUACUUAACACAAAUGCCCGAACGGUAAGUGGUGAUUUUGUGAAGCGGCAGUUAGCAGCAUUCGACAACGGUUUUAUGGCAGAUUGCGUUUUGGAAUGUUCCGGAAGACAGAUUCCUGUUAACAAAUUUGUUUUAUCAGCUCAUUCAGAGGUAUUUAAAGCGAUGUUUUCAUAUGAUCAAUUAAUAGAAAGUACGGAGAAGAAAGUUGUUAUUGAGGAUGCUGAAUAUGAAGCUGUUAGGUGCAUGCUGCGAUAUAUGUACACAGGAGAAAUGGAACUGGAUACCGAAGUGGCAAAUGUACUGACAUUAGCAGAACGAUAUCAAAUUGAUGAUCUUAAACUGAUUUGCGAACGGAAACUUUGCAAUCAGAUUGACAAAAAUAAUGUCGGGGAAAUGCUUUAUUUGGCUGACCUUUACAAUUGUAAAAUACUUCGAAAAGCUGUAGUUGAUUUGCUACGCACCAACCACUCUGUGUUUUCGUCACACGCUUGGCGAUUAUUGAAAGAAACGAAUCCACACCUUGUCACGGAGGCAAUGGAGAAAGCGAUGUUUGGUGAAGAAUCGCCGCCACUCAAACGACAGCGUCAUCAGAAAGUGCUCAUUUCUCAACCUUCGGAUGAUGAAUCUGUUUAG